Molecule: messenger RNA, 1718 nt
Organism: Girardinichthys multiradiatus
Lineage: Eukaryota; Metazoa; Chordata; Actinopteri; Cyprinodontiformes; Goodeidae
Gene: rad18
Product: RAD18 E3 ubiquitin protein ligase
Exons: 13
Coding region: 108-1580 (490 amino acids)
Biological process (GO): protein monoubiquitination; DNA damage tolerance
Cellular component (GO): nucleus; Rad6-Rad18 complex
Molecular function (GO): single-stranded DNA binding; ubiquitin protein ligase activity
Source: RefSeq, a predicted model, not a curated record
UCAGUUCGUUUCCCUCCGAGCGGGAGCUUGCAUAAUUGAGAAAAAAAAAGUGGAACAGUUAACUUUCUUUAAUCCUUAGUCAAAUCUGUACGAUUUCUCUCAGAGACAUGGCCCAACACAUCCACGAGGAUUUACCAGCUAGCCUUGGGUGUUUAAAAAAUGUUGAUGCCCUGCUCCGCUGUCCGAUUUGCUUUGAUUUCCUCAACAUCACAAUGAUGACUAAGUGCUCCCACAAUUUUUGCUCCUUGUGCAUCAGAAAAUUUCUUUCCUACAAGCUGCAUUGCCCAAUUUGUAACGCACAAAUGACAGAACAGGACUUACGGAACAACCGUCUGUUGGAUGACUUGGUCGUUAACUUUCAAGCUGCAAGGCAGCAGUUGUUAAAAGCUAACUUCGAAUCUCCCCCAAUCUCACCAAAGACCCCAGCUUCAGCUUCCAAAUGCAAAACCCCCAGGGAGAAGAGCCAGAAUCCCAGCAGCUCCAUUUUAAAUCACUUCUUCCAAAAGAAGUCCAGAACAUCUCCUGGUAAAGACACUCAUCAGGAUGUGCAGUGCGGACAAGUACAGCGAACACCAAGCCGCAACGCAAAGGUCCAACGUUCUGGAAAAUCUCAAAUGUCAGUGGUAGUAAAGGAAGAGCCGGUGGAUCCGGAGGACCCAUCUAUCAAGGCUCUGAUGUCCGUGAAACAGGAGGACACAGCUCUUCACGCUGCUGCGUUUGAGAUGGCACAUUCCUCAUCACCAUCAAACGAAGUAAAGCCUGUAAUCAAAGUCGAGUGUCCCGUGUGCUCUGUAAGCAUGGUGCAGCACUUAGUCAACAAACAUCUGGACACAUGUCUUUCCAGUGGGGAAAAGAAGGAAAGCCUGAGGAGCUCUCAAGGCACCACCAUGCGUCCAAUGGCAAAGGUGGUGUACAACCUCCUUUCAGUGCAGGAGCUGAAGAGGAGGCUGAAGGAGUGCCAUCUGUCAAAGCAGGGUUCUCGGGAGCAGCUGAUCAAAAGACACCAAGAAUUUAUCCACCUGUACAACUCACAGUGUGACUCCCUGGAACCUAAAUCAGUUAAAGAGAUCGCUAGAGAGGUGGAGGCCAAUGAGAAGAUGAGAAAUCAGCUGCAGAAAACUAGACCCGUCAUGCUUUUCUCAAAGAAACAGUCUGAGAAAGAGAUUGAUGAGAUGCAUUCAAAUUAUAGAAUGCAGCACAGCAGCGACUUCUCCCGGCUAAUUGCACAGGUCCGAGGCCGACUGCAGAGCACCAGACAAGCGUGUGCUAAACAGGAAGUAAAUGUGGAGAAAGAAGAACCCCAAUCAUCAAACUCUUCAGAAAGAAACCAUUCUGUAGCGGUGAAGGUCGAAGAUGUAGAAGAUGAUGUGGGUCCGUCUGCAAGAGGAAUGGAGUUGUCAUCCAGCCCCAGUUUUAGUGACGUGUCCAUCAGCAGUUCUAUUUCAGACAUUUUUGGUCCAGAAUCUUCCCUAAACCUUGAAGACACGGUGAAGUCUUCUUUCCAGAAGCGAACGUCCAGCUCCAGCGGCAGUACUGCAGAAAUGUCGCCUGCUACAGGAAAGCGGCGGCGUAAAACAUAAGGGGGCGGGUAGAGAUGUGAUGUUGGUAAAGUUUUCAGUAUUUGAAAUAAUUGGCACAUGUCGAACAUUUCUUUGACUUUAGGUUUUAGUGUUUACUUGGUUAUUAAUUUAAAAUAAAUUUUAUAGCAUUUUAUCAUA